Molecule: messenger RNA, 1794 nt
Organism: Aspergillus pseudonomiae
Lineage: Eukaryota; Fungi; Ascomycota; Eurotiomycetes; Eurotiales; Aspergillaceae
Exons: 1
Coding region: 318-1475 (385 amino acids)
Source: RefSeq, a predicted model, not a curated record
UUCCUAAGUCCUCAAUAUCUACAACUCUCCAUUCUUGCAUACUAAUCAAGAAUCAAGCGUCUAUUGACACGAGAAGCAAAUAGUCUACGAAUACCUUCCAACAUACCGCCUAUCUACGACCCCGAUCGAGCCUAAUCUACGAUAGUGGACCGCAACCGCCAGACGAAGAAUUCCGACCAUUCGUACACUCGCCAGCGGGUGGUACAUCCACAUUCCUGUGCAAUCUGGAAUGUCAUAUUACCUCAUCGGACAUACCAACUGACUGCAUCAGAGUUCCGUCUUGAGCUACGUGCUCUUGACUACUCUCUUCGCCCAACAUGCCUCCAGUUAUACAAGUGGGGAACGACUUCCCCAGCAUUCCAACUCCCGACAACAAUGACGUGCUCAGAGAAAUUCAGCUGUCACCAGAGGUCGAAGCCCUCACUGAACGAUCGGUGACAGCGUCACUCGCGGAAAAGCCCCAUUCCCUCGUAGCGCGAGAUGGGUCAUCGAAGUACAUCCCAGGUGAUGGCGCGGUAGACCCGCAUAAGAUCAACAUGCAGGGCCUGCUGGCGCUUUUUGCCCUCAUAGGAGCUGCGUUUGUUCUCGCUGCCAUCUGGUUCUUCUUCUGGGCCAAGAACGGUGGAUUUAUCUGGCGAAAGGGAGACUGGGAAGACUACAAGUCGACAGUUCUACGACGCAAGGGACCCGACGGCGAAACCCUAAGUAAUGCGACAAAGAGUACCAAGCUGGGGGGCGGCAGUGUCGUCGGCAAGCGCUACGAUGACGACGGCUACACGGUCUCAGGAUACACCGACACAGCGACAGAAAUAACAGAGAAAGACGGACCCAGGCGCAAGCGCGGACUUAAAGAGAAACUCCUUGGACGACACAAGAACGAGCGAUAUGAGAACGAGGCGGAUGAAGACAUGCGCGCGUACCGUAAAGAGAAGCCAGCCCGAAUCGGCGGCAUCAACGCCGAGGCCGACGGCACCUACUACGGCAGUGACUACGACACUUCCAAUCCACCCAGUUACUACCAGCAGAGCGAGAUGAGCCAGGUUCGUGAUUACGCCUACGAGCCGAGCCGUCACAAGAGCACGCGACGUGAUUUCUCUUUCACCCCAGGCACCGAAGAAGUCCUGAGUCAGCCUCCAACAGAGCAUCACCGCAUCCGCGAACCCUCUACUCGCCGCCACAAUCGUCGUCGCGAAAGACGUCACCAUGCACCUCCGACAUCGUCCUCGCGCCAGAGCAGUCCCCGCAAGCGUGAGAAACGGUCCGUGCCGGGUCAUUACACCGAGCCACUUGACUUUUCGUCUGCCCCCUCGCGCUCCGAAUACCAGUACUCGAACGUUGACACAGAGGAUACUGGAACCAGGAGCUACCACCACCCGAUCCCAGGAUUGAGCAAGGGAUACCGCCGUGAUGGAGGACGGAGCCGUCGCCGGGACAGUCUUAGUGACAGUGACGGCGAUGAAACUCGCUACUCGUGAGAUCUGCAGUCUUCUUGCCCACAGAACUUUCACGAUAAUCUCUAUUGGUAAAUGUAAAUAGUAUGCUUUUAUUUUUCAUUUUGAACUUUCUUUCAAACAACACGACAAGCGCAUGGAAUAUGAAUGGAAUGGGUAUGGAUAUGGUCAUGGUUAAUGGAACUCAAUCAAUGAAAUACAUGUGUCGAUGCAAUAUAGUUCACCAAGAACAUUUGUUUAGGUUUAUAUACGAUUAUACCUAUUUUACUUUCUUGAACUCUUAAGCAAGAUCCAUGAUUAUAAGCUUGGAAGUAUCUUCAAGGACAAUAGAUGCCUGACUCAU